AUGCAAUAUGAAGUUAAAUCACUAUCCCUUGCAGAAAUUCUCAAGGAAAGCAAAACCCCACAAAUAAAAUUCCAUGUUGGAGAAAAUUUACUAACUCCCCCCCCUCCGUGAGUGAACAAAACCAUUAGAAAAAUCGCUAUUUGCCCAAAAACCCACCCUCCGUGAGUGAACAAAAAUUGUUUUAAUACAAAAAUUUUUUAUGGAAACAAAUUUUGAUAUAUAAAUGAUAAUUAA
Blepharisma stoltei is the source of this 234-nucleotide messenger RNA. Lineage: Eukaryota; Ciliophora; Heterotrichea; Heterotrichida; Blepharismidae. The record is from the annotation of a GenBank genome assembly.